CUCGUUUCAGCACCACAGCGCCACCCGCGAGAGCUCUAGACAACAAACGCACUUAUUUUCUUUAACAAAAUUAUUCAAACAAAACGCAUCAAGAACAUCAAAUACAUCCUCUCAAAAGUGUUAAAUUGCCAGUUUUGCACUAGAAUAGUCUUCCAUGAGUAUUGAAUCGCUUUCGGUCCCCGAAUUGCCAUAGUGACCGCUUCCCCUCGGCCAUGAUGUCUGAUCGAUGGGAAUUGAACAAAGAGGAUCAAUUUCCGAUCAACGAGAGAGCCGCUUUAAUCAAUGGGAGAAGAGAGCUCCAAAAGCGGCCACAAACACCGGCAAAGAGGGGCUCAAGAGCGAAGCCACAACUCGACAACGGGUUUCCACACAUAAGGCUUCAAGAAAGCAGAGAAACUUGAAGGAAAAAGGCUGACCUGCAGCUGCUGUAAAUCUAAGCGCUUCCAAUAUUGAAACAUCGAUCCCGCAUUGGCCGCCAUCUUGAGACAUAUUGAGACUGAGUGAGAGGCUGAUAGAGAGAGCGCGAGGGGCUGGAGUUCAGUAGAAAGGAGGGGGAGCGCGCGCAAAACACGGAGCGGAGCAAUUGAACAGGGCCAUCGCUUAUUGAACAUGUGCGCGGAAUGGAGUUAUUGAACAGGAACCUGUAAUAUUGAAUAGGGCCACGGAAUAGAAUUAUUGAAUGGUAGUUGGCAAUUUCUUUAACAGCUAAACCACGGGAUGGAUCUUCCACGUAGAUCGUGAACGAUGCAGCACCCAAGAAGGCAAAGAAGAAGGCAGCAGAGGCCAGCUCCAAUGUGUUCUCCAUGUUUGAGCAAGCCCAGAUCCAGGAGUUCAAGGAGGCUUUCACAAUCAUGGACCAGAACAGAGAUGGUUUCAUUGACAAGAGUGACCUGAGGGACACCUUCUGCGCUCUGGGCCGUCUCAAUGUGGGUAAUGAUGAGCUGGACGAGAUGCUGAAGAUGGCCCCUGGACCCAUCAACUUCACCAUAUUCCUCUCCAUGUUUGGCGAGAAGUUGAAAGGUACUGAUCCUGAAGAGACCAUUAUUAACGCCUUCAAGAUCUUCGACCCCGAGGGACAGGGAGUCCUCAAGGGAGAAGAUAUCAAAUAUUACAUCAUGUCUCAGGCGGACAAGUUCACCGAAGCUGAGGUUGAAGACAUGUUCACAAACUUCCCCCUGGACGUCGCCGGCAAUCUGGACUACAAGAACCUGUGCUACGUUAUCACCCACGGAGAGGACAAGGAGGCGGAGUAAAGGAACCAAUCACAACCUUCAAAUCACCCGACCAAUCACCUCCGACAGCCAACUACACAUCAUCACCCUUUCCACAUCUCACCAUUCUGACAAUAAAAACGUAGUAAAAAGGAC
Salvelinus fontinalis (brook trout) is the source of this 1367-nucleotide messenger RNA. Its product is annotated as myosin regulatory light chain 2, ventricular/cardiac muscle isoform-like. Gene Ontology annotation, cellular component: mitochondrion; cytoplasm. Gene Ontology annotation, molecular function: calcium ion binding. The record is from RefSeq and is a predicted model, not a curated record. Bases 804 to 1253 code for a protein of 149 amino acids. NCBI's taxonomy places the organism in Eukaryota, Metazoa, Chordata, Actinopteri, Salmoniformes, Salmonidae. The transcript has 6 exons.